CACCGGCGUUAGUCAGUCAGAGAGACCCAAAGUGGCAUAGUUCCCUUCCCUGAGAGAGAAAAGAACAAAGCCUUCGCCUCGCUGAUUCGCUCUGUUUUAUCUGUAAAUCGCCAUGGGUAUCAAGGUCUUAACGAAGCUUUUAGCCGACAAUGCGCCAAGUUGUAUGAAAGAACAAAAAUUUGAGAGCUAUUUCGGUCGGAAAAUCGCCGUCGAUGCUAGCAUGAGCAUUUACCAAUUCCUCAUUGUGGUAGGGAGAACUGGGACUGAAAUGCUCACUAAUGAAGCUGGUGAAGUCACUAGCCAUUUACAAGGGAUGUUUAAUCGAACGAUUCGUCUUCUAGAAGCUGGGAUUAAGCCUGUAUAUGUUUUCGAUGGAAAGCCCCCGGAGUUAAAGAGACAAGAACUGGCAAAACGUUAUUCCAAGAGAGCUGAUGCAACUGCAGAUUUGACUGGUGCGAUUGAGGCAAGAAACAAGGAGGACAUUGAGAAGUACAGCAAACGGACUGUGAAGGUGACAAAACAGCACAAUGACGACUGCAAAAGACUCUUGAGACUCAUGGGGGUGCCCGUUGUUGAGGCCACUUCCGAAGCUGAAGCGCAAUGUGCUGCACUUUGCAAGUCAGGAAAGGUUUAUGGUGUGGCUUCUGAAGAUAUGGAUUCCUUGACUUUUGGAGCUCCUAAGUUUCUUCGCCACCUGAUGGAUCCUAGCUCCAGAAAGAUCCCUGUCAUGGAAUUUGAAGUUGCUAAGAUUUUAGAAGAGCUUCAACUUACCAUGGAUCAGUUCAUCGACUUGUGCAUAUUGUCAGGGUGUGACUAUUGUGACAGCAUCCGAGGUAUCGGAGGGCAGACUGCCCUAAAGCUCAUUCGCCAGCAUGGAUCUAUUGAGACCAUACUUGAAAAUAUAAACAAAGAAAGGUAUCAAAUACCCGAGGAAUGGCCAUAUAAUGAAGCUCGGAGACUUUUCAAAGAACCUGAUGUCUUAACAGAUGAAGAGCAGCUUGAUAUUAAGUGGACCUCUCCAGAUGAAGAGGGUAUAGUUCAGUUUUUGGUGAAUGAAAAUGGAUUCAACAUAGAUAGGGUAACCAAGGCCAUAGAGAAAAUUAAAACUGCGAAGAACAAAUCGUCCCAGGGCAGGCUGGAGUCAUUUUUCAAGCCAGUUGCUAACUCAUCCGUGCCUGCUAAGAGAAAGGAGAUCCCAGAGAGUACCACUAAAGGAGCAGCAAAUAAGAAAACCAAGGGAGGUGGUGGAAGGAAGAAGAAGUAAAUCACAGUUCCAGUUGUUCUAAGGCUGUAUAAGUUAGUUCUGCUGCAAAGAUCUCGAGAGAAGAUUAUUAAAACUUUGAUGGUUUUCCUAGGGCUAAGUAGUCUUUGUGCCUUUUGUUUUACAAUGUUUCCGUAACCUUGGUUAGUCUAUGCUUCCUCAAUGGUAGAAAAUUAGUAAGGUCUGGACUUCUUUUCAUUGUGGUUUCGGUGAUGGCAUGAUCAUGAAUUUGCUUUUGACAAGGAAAAUGCUUGUGCGUGUGUAUUCGAAA
Molecule: messenger RNA, 1532 nt
Organism: Camelina sativa (false flax)
Lineage: Eukaryota; Viridiplantae; Streptophyta; Magnoliopsida; Brassicales; Brassicaceae
Source: RefSeq, a predicted model, not a curated record